AGGAGAGAGAAAAUGGGGGAGAUGGAAAUGAUGAUGAGAGGGAGGGAAGAAAUAGAAAUGGGAGAAGACUUAACCCGACCACUCCCUCCUCUUUCCUUUUCCCUCCACCAUUCCCUCCUCCUCUCCCACUGCUCCUCCUGCUUUUCUCCUCUCCCCUCCUCCCCUUUGCCUCCCAUUUUCCCCCCUCGUUUCCCUCCCUCCAAUUCCAACCCCAAAAUCCUCUACUGCUCCUCCCAAUGCUCCUUCUCCGAUUCCCCCCUCCACUUCUCCUCCGCCGAGCACCACCUCCUCUGCCUCCUCCCCUCCGCCGCUGCCGCCGACUCGUCAGACCUCCGGGCCGCCCUCCGCCUCCUCGAAUCCAAUCCAGCCACGCGUCGUUCCUCCUCCGUAAGCCGCAUCGCCGGCCUGUCCACUAAUCUCCACAAAUUAGCGAAUGACGACGAGGAGGAGGUCGCCGCCAGAAUUCGCGACGGAGCUAGAGCUAUGGCGGCGGCGAGAAGGAUGAGAGACCGCGACUGCAGCGGCGAGGAAUCGGAGGGGGAGGAAGAGGCUAUGGCGGCGGCGGCACUGUGCGCUGUGCUAACGAAUGGCGUGGAGGUGCAGGUUAAGAGCGGGCGCACCCUCGGGGUGGCGGUGUACGGCGGCGGAGGGUUUUCGUGGAUCAACCAUAGCUGUUCUCCCAACGCCUGUUACCGGAUUUCUUUGCAUUCGGACCUCCAAACGACGUCGUUUUUACCAGACCAUGAGACGGCGGCCAUGAGAAUCGUCCCCUGUUGUAAUAAAGAAACUCAAACAGAGAGUGGUGUUUGUAGCAAUAUUAUUAGUGUCUUAUCAACAAAAGAGUGUGGGUGUUCUUAUGGACCAAGAAUCAUAGUUAGGAGCAUCAAGAGGAUACAGAAAGGGGAAGAAGUAACUGUGGCUUACACUGACCUAUUGCAGCCUAAGUCUGUGAGGCAAUCAGAUUUGUGGUCAAAGUAUCGUUUUAUCUGCUGUUGUAGUAGAUGUGGUUCGGUGCCCCCAACUUACAUGGACCGUGUUUUGGAGGAAAUUUCUGUUGUCAAUGGUAAUUCGUCAAGUUCCGAUAGUGGCUUUUACAGAGACAAGGCAACACAAAUGUUAACACAGUAUAUUGAUGAUGCUAUAUCUGACUAUCUUUCAAUUGGUGAUGCUCAAUCUUGUUGUGAGAAGCUUGAUCAUGUCCUCACUCGAGGUCUUCCCGAUGAGCAGUUAGAACGUAAUGAGGGAACGUCUCUGCCGACAUAUACUUAUUGGCUGCAUCCUCUGCACCAUUUAUCUCUAAAUGCGUACACGACACUGGCUUCGGCAUAUAAAACUUGUUCAAAUGACAUGUUGGCUUUGUUUUCUGAAGCGAACGAAAAUCUUUGUGUAGCUUUUGACAUGAGCAGGACCAGUGUAGCGUAUUCCUUGUUGCUUGCAGGUGCAACUAACCAUCUCUUUCAGUUUGAACCUUCUCUAAUUGCAUCUGUUGCGAAUUACUGGGUUAGUGCAGGGGAGUCCUUGUCGACUUUUGCUAGAAGCUCAAUGUGGAGGGAGCUUAUCCCUUUGUCAAGCCUAUCUUCCAUCAUAAGGCAUAACUGCCUUAAGUGUUCGUUGGGUAACAAAUACGAAACUGGCUCAUUUCAUAGCCAAGUCCAGUAUGAAGAUUUUGCGCAUGUAUCAAGCAAGUUUCUCGACUGUGUUACUGAUUACAUGCAAAAAGUUUGGCAUCUUCUUGUUCACGGUUGCAACCAUUUAAGAGUAUUUAAGGAUCCCUUGGACUUCAGCUGGCUUGUGACUGCAAAAUAUUCCAGUAUGUGGGAAAUUUGCAGUCAUUGUAGUAGUAACAAUAUAGGUUCCAACAGUGACAUUUAUGAAAAUAUUCCUCUAUGUGAAGCGCAGGGAUGCACCACGCAGGUAAGAAUCCAUCUCUUUCAACUUGGCGUUCAUUGCUUACUAUAUGGAGCAUAUCUAUCAAGCAUAUGUUUUGGUAAGCAUUCUUAUUUGACCUGUCAUGCUCAGAACAUUUUAGACACUGUGGAACAUGAUUGAUCCUUGUCAUGUUCCAAACUGAGUUGUGAAAAGUUUUUAGUUUAUGAGGCAGUAAGUGAAAUUAUGGUUUUGUUAAGAGUUGACCUCUAAAAUUUUGAUUUGCUUUUGGUUUGUAGACUUGUGAAGAGUAAAAAAGAUAGAAAAUAUUUACUGAAUUUCAGAUACAAAUUGAUCCGACAUAUUUCUACUGCAUUGUUUUCCAAGCUCCUUUAUUUUAUUUCUUGGUGUGGCUAGAAGCAAAUGUGGUGUUAAUGAAUACUCUUUGGUGAAACAGAAAAUAUGGAGUGUAAAUAUCAAGUUCCAAUAUGCAGACUAGUACGACAGUAGCAUUCUUGUGUCACUCAUUGUUACUGGUUUUGCUUGCAUAAUUCAUACAUGUUUGUUCUUGUUACCAUAACAAUUUCUUGACCCCCCCUUUUUUUUAUAUGUAAGUACAUUUUUUUGUUAAAUUCUAUU
This is a messenger RNA of Morus notabilis, 2505 nucleotides long. Its product is annotated as protein SET DOMAIN GROUP 41. NCBI's taxonomy places the organism in Eukaryota, Viridiplantae, Streptophyta, Magnoliopsida, Rosales, Moraceae. The transcript has 5 exons. Bases 13 to 2049 code for a protein of 678 amino acids. The record is from RefSeq and is a predicted model, not a curated record. Gene Ontology annotation, molecular function: protein binding.